AUGGAAUCCUCAUCUACAGGUAUGUAUGUAGCUGUAGAUUUUCAUUACUAUGGAAUGUUUUCGCCAAACCCGUUGGUGUACUUAGACCCUGUAAAAACAAGUGAGUUUGUGGAAACUGUUUAUAGUCUUGAGAGUGAGUUAGAUGUGUACAUUGACCACCAAAAUGAACCACUUCUUGAUUGGGCUGAUAACGAGUUGUUAGCAGAUGUUAAAGGGUAUGAGUUGGAUGAGUUUGAUGAAGAUGGUGACAAGGAUUCUGAACUUUCAGAGAGAAUGGAAUAUGAAUAUUAA
Molecule: messenger RNA, 291 nt
Organism: Lactuca virosa
Lineage: Eukaryota; Viridiplantae; Streptophyta; Magnoliopsida; Asterales; Asteraceae
Source: the annotation of a GenBank genome assembly